Molecule: messenger RNA, 2649 nt
Organism: Serendipita indica DSM 11827
Lineage: Eukaryota; Fungi; Basidiomycota; Agaricomycetes; Sebacinales; Serendipitaceae
Source: the annotation of a GenBank genome assembly
AUGCCGGUGCAAACCGUGCCAACGAUACCACAGUCCUCUGGCCGUGUUACGCGCUCGCAGGACGCGUCUGCCAGGCUGAAAUUGGCUAUCCAACCUAGACCACGACUUCAUCGCUAUAGUACUGCUGGAAAUGCGCCCUUGAACAUGCCGAGCGGUGACGAACACGACAACGCUGACAUAGAAGAGCCCCAGUCCAGCUCUCGUGACCCAACCUACCCGCACAAGUCUGAAGCACAAUCAUCAACACCCAUGCCCACACGACGACGCGUCGCAUCAGAUAACGCCGCCCAGGCUCUGUCGCCCUUUGGCGAUUCACACAACAGACGCUUGAGCGGCGUUCGUCGCCCGCGUCCUUCCUCCUCUGAACAGUCUCGCAAGCGCCGUUCGCUCGAAAAGCCCGAAGAGCCCACACCCGGAGCCACCAGCAGCCAACGUGCAAAGCCGAGGCUAUCAGUGCCAUCUCGCAUCCCCGCACCUGUCAAAUCUGCACUAGCGAGUCAAACUACAACAGUGAUGACGCCGGAGCGUCCAGCAAGGGACGUCGACAAUUUGCUCAGGUCGAACCAGGCUUCCCUGAAGAAGCUUUCGUUGGGCGAGGCUGCAUCCAAUGCGGACUGCGAUGCACGCUCCGAGUCAUUUUCGCCUCCAGAGAUGUCGCCCUCUGCUCGCAAGGGCUUGCGGAUGAUGAAUCCACCACAUGCCCGAGCAGAAUCUAGCGACUUGUUGGAGUACUUCUUCGACACACCUCUGGACCCCCCCAAGCUGCUCGCACUUGCUACCGAAUUUCAUCAUGACCAGCCCAAAACACGCGGCUUCGAGCGACAAGUAUCGCAAGCCCACGUUCUCUUUGGGGGCCCUGCAAUCCUUUCACCCGCGACCAAUGAGGUCCCACCUCCUUCUAGUCAACCGGCCGCAUGUGAUGAUGACGAUGACGACGACUUCUUCAAGUUUUCAUCGCCUUCAAAGCCACCUUUUGACGAACCCGGUCUCGUUAAAAAAUUCAAGCCAAGAGACUCUGGGGUAGUCGUCAGUGACGGCUCAGAGCCUGAUUCACCUGUCAAGAGUCGUUCGGCUGUUCGCGAGCUACCUCACCUACGAUUGCCUGUCAGUGGUCCUGGCGUGGAUGGUAUCACGCCAACAUCUCGUGCACUUCGUAGAUCGGCAAAGUGGGGACCAGAGCAUGUGCUAGCUGAUUCGGUGACCGACCAACCUGCUCUAAAAGUACUCUUCGAUCACGCUCCUGGAAAAAAUGAAGCAGAGCCUAAAGCAAGACCACGAACUCCCACGAAAAGAAUCCAAUCCGGGCGUAUGUUUUCUUCUGUCCCUCGUCCUAAGGCCUCCGUUGCGCCCUCAGCCAUUUCCAAAGGCCGCAAGUCUAUGCCCAACUCUCGUUUUGAUCUCGCGGGCGUGAUCCGAUCUCCCUCACCCGAGAAAAAGCCAAUCACGACGGCAAGAUCGCCCAUGAAGCAGCGACCCACCAUUCUGACAGACUUUUUGAAACGAUGCGAUCAAUCUGGCCUCACAAGCGCUUCCUCUUCUGUCGAUAGCAUCUCGGAGGCGAGCAGCUUCGAGGAAACACCGACGCGUUAUCGAGCGGCUAACUUGCUGAGCGCAAUUCAAGGAGCUGGCAACGCCGAACCUCGCCGACCAACAGCGCCUCGCCGCUCGAGCAGCCGCUUCCACAUUAUCACCGCUCGUGUAUCUCAAGAGGAUGAAGAAGGUCGAUUCGCCAACCAGUUUCAAGUUCUUGGAGAGCUUGGCCAUGGCCAAUUCGGUCAGGUUCUUCGGGUCCACGACCGACUCCGCAAUGCCGAAUAUGCCGUGAAGAAGAGCGAGCGGUAUACGGGACCACGCCAUAGAAUGCGUCUCAGAGAAGAAGUUGAUGCCCUCAAAACGCUCACAGAGCGCGGCGGUCACCCAAAUGUGCUACGGUACAUUGACAGUUGGGACGAGGAAGACCAUCUCCACAUCCAAACUGAGCUCUGCCAGAUGGGGAACUUGUCUACGUUCCUCAAUGAGUACGGCAAAAAGUUUGACAAGCUGGACGAGGGGUACAUUUGGAAGAUUGUGGCGGAUGUAGGCGACGGACUCCAAUUCAUCCAUUUUAACGGGUUCAUUCAUCUCGACCUCAAGCCGGCCAACAUUCUAGUCUCUGAUGAGGGUCGCCUAUUGAUAGGAGACUUUGGCAUGGCGAGUGCCUGGCCACGACAGAUGACAGGUGACUUUGAGCGGGAAGGAGACCGAGAAUACAUGGCGCCAGAGAUCUUACGCGGUGUCUAUGGCAAGGCUGCGGACAUGUUCAGCUUUGGUAUGGUCAUCCUCGAGGCCGCUGCCAACAUUGUGGUCCCAGACAUGGGUACGCCAUGGCAGAGACUCCGUCAGGAAGAUUUUGAUGAUGCGCACUUUGAGGGCCUGAGCGCAAGAUUGGUGCAACUUAUACGCGGCAUGAUGCGCACGGAGCCGGGCAAGCGAUUGAUGGUCGACCAAGUGUGUCGAGACGUGAUUGUUGGCCGUGCACGCGCAUGGAUGAAUACGAAACGAGCAGAAGCGGCGCGUGAAGGACGACCGGCCAUCCUUGGUUCUCCAUUGGCGGAGGAGCGGGCGGGCUUUGUGAAACACAUACUGGGCGUGGACGGAAAGGGCCAAUAG